AUGCAGCUGCCGCUGGAUGUGGCGGCACUGCAGCUAAUGCUGGAUGUGGCGGCAAUGCGGCUGCUGCUGGAUGUGGCGGCACUGCAGCUAAUGCUGGAUGUGGCGGCAAUGCGGCUGGUGCCGGAUGUGGCGACAAUGCGGCUGGUGCUGGAUGUGGCGACAAUGCGGCUGGUGCUGGUGGGGGCGGCACUGCAGCUGCUGGUGGGGCGGCACUGCGGCUGCUGGUGGGGCGGCACUGCGGCUGCUGGUGGGGGCGGCACUGCGGCUGCUGUGGGGCGGCACUGCAGCUGCUGGUGGGGCGGCACUGCAGCUGCUGGUGGGGGCGGCACUGCAGCUGCUGGUGGGGGCGGCACUGCAGCUGCUGGUGGGGGCGGCACUGCGGCUGCUGGUGGAGGCGGUAACGACAUGGGUGGGAGUGCCUGCCUUAGGGAAGAGGUGAGGAGUGGGGGGAGCGGAUACAAAAGCUGUCGUACGGCGCCACACAAAUCCUCUAAAAGCAGCCUGCCCUGCCACUUUGAUGCACAUCACUUGCAUUUGAAUAAAUGA
Molecule: messenger RNA, 546 nt
Organism: Trypanosoma conorhini
Lineage: Eukaryota; Euglenozoa; Kinetoplastea; Trypanosomatida; Trypanosomatidae
Exons: 1
Coding region: 1-546 (181 amino acids)
Source: RefSeq, a predicted model, not a curated record